UGUCACUGUAUAGUGUGUUUAUGUUUAUUCUGUUUUUUAAGAUAUAUCUUCUAUUCAUCCUAGAGGAUAGAACUGAAUGAGAGAGGAAAAGAGUAACAUUGAACAAGAGAAGGAGCUCAGAACAAUAUAGACAAAGAUAGAGAUGGGGUUUUGGGAAUUGUUGGAGGUGGCUUCUGCGCCAGUUAUUGAAGUCCUACUUAUCAGUGCAGUAGGAGUUUUUAUGGCAACAGAAAGUUGUAAUAAUCUUCUUUCACCAGACUUUAGAAAAUCCUUGAACAAGGUUGUCUUCAUUGCGUUCACUCCUUCACUUAUAUUUGCCAGUUUUGCCAAGAAUGUUUCUCUUGACGAAAUGAUAUUAUGGUGGUUUAUGCCCGUUAACAUUGGACUUACCUUCUUAAUUGGAGGGAUUCUGGGAUGGAUAAUUGUAAAAGUACUGAAACCAAACUUGAAACUGCAAGGGCUUAUUAUUGCUUCUUGUUCAACAGGAAACAUGGGUAAUCUUCCUAUUGUAAUUAUCCCUGCUAUCUGCAAUGAAAAGGGAGGUCCAUUUGGUGAACUUGAUGAUUGCCGCAAGAGGGCUCUCUCUUAUUCUUUUUGCUCUUUGGCGCUUGGUGGUGUCUUCAUCUGGACCUAUACUUACCAACUAAUGCGAAACACAUCCUUGAGAUAUAAAGCAUUUGAGGCUGCCGAGAUCUUAAAGAUGCCCAACAAAGGCCUAGAUGCUGAUGAAGAAACUGGCUUUCUCAAGCGAAAUGCCGGAGACUCAGCAAAUCAAAUUCUUGUAGACCAAUGUGCGUCCACUGUGUCUAUGAAUAGUGAAACAUCUUUAUGGCAUAGAAUGACGGAAACUGUUGGUCAUUUCCUGACAGAACUAAUGUCACCCCCAACAAUUGCUACGUUUUUUGGUUUUCUCUUUGGUGGGGUUGAAUGGCUAAGGAAUCUAAUAAUAGGACGCGAAGCUCCACUACGAGUGAUCCUAGACUCCAUUCAAUUACUAGGGGAUGGUACAAUUCCUUGUAUCACUGUUUUGCUUGGAGGCAACCUUACACAAGGCAUGCAGUCAUCAAGUGUCCAACCAUUGGUCGUGAUAUGUAUCAUCAUAGCUCGACUAGUCUUGCUACCUGCCAUUGGAUUUUUUGUUGUUAGAGGGGCUGCAAAUUUUGGUCUGCUCCCAUUGGACCCUUUGUUUCAGUAUGUGCUAGUGAUUCAGUAUGCCUUGCCACCUGCAAUGAACAUCAGUACCAUGGCGCAGCUAUUUGAUGUAGGCACUGAAGAGUCUUCAGUUAUUAUCUUGUGGACAUAUGGUGCUGCAACUAUUGCUCUCACUCUCUGGUCAACAUACCUCAUAUGGAUAUUUUCUUAACAUUAAGAUAGGCGAUGGCUUUAAUAUCCAACCAAACAUAUCGAAGGAGAUGACACUCUCCUAAUAGUUGUAUACAGCUGAGAAAAUUGUGCAGUAAGUUCCUUUUCAGCUAUUUGGUUUCAGUGGUAGCUGUUCAAGAAGGAUGGCAUUUUGCAUGAUAUUUACGUUCUAGAAUGAACUACACCAUAAACUAUCUAUGAAAGAAGUUAGCAGGUAGGGUAAAGAUU
This is a messenger RNA of Vigna umbellata (rice bean), 1590 nucleotides long. Its product is annotated as protein PIN-LIKES 7-like. The record is from RefSeq and is a predicted model, not a curated record. Gene Ontology annotation, biological process: endoplasmic reticulum to cytosol auxin transport. NCBI's taxonomy places the organism in Eukaryota, Viridiplantae, Streptophyta, Magnoliopsida, Fabales, Fabaceae. Gene Ontology annotation, cellular component: membrane.